AUGGGCUUGGUGGCCAACGACCCAGGGGACCCUCUAGGCCCCUCAGCCGUCGCCGAGGUGGUGUCCCUCGACCGCCGGGGCCGCCGCACCCUUCUCGCCGCUCCGCCCGAGGGAACCCCUCACCCAGUGCACGGCAGCGGGGACGGCAGCCAACGAAUCCGGUCGGCCUCCGCGGAUCUCCACAGGCAGCGCCGCUCCCCCGCUCGACGCGCGCUUCGCCCGCAGCCUCCCUUCUCCAGUCCAAACAAACACCCCAGCCCGGAAGUGACUUCACUUCCGCCGCUGCCUCCGGCCCCGCCUCUCGUCCUAUCUGCGCUGCCCCCCGAGUCCACCAGAGAGCGCGCGCGAGAGAAAGGGCGACCCCCAAAGUUCUUGUCGCCAAAGCGGCACACUUGUGCAUGCGCACAGGCCUUUCCUCCGUACCCUCGUGACCGCGGGGAACGCUGGGAGUGCUGUCACGUUUUCUUAGGAAAACCGGAGUGGAGCUGGGCCGGUGUCCCCACACGCGCCCAUUCUUCAAGAAUGAUGGGAUGCAGUGAGUGGGGGAGCUAG
Rangifer tarandus platyrhynchus (Svalbard reindeer) is the source of this 552-nucleotide messenger RNA. NCBI's taxonomy places the organism in Eukaryota, Metazoa, Chordata, Mammalia, Artiodactyla, Cervidae. The record is from the annotation of a GenBank genome assembly.